Messenger RNA from Scophthalmus maximus (turbot), 2347 nucleotides. Its product is annotated as cytochrome P450 2G1. The transcript is spliced from 9 exons. The record is from RefSeq and is a predicted model, not a curated record. Gene Ontology annotation, molecular function: iron ion binding; oxidoreductase activity, acting on paired donors, with incorporation or reduction of molecular oxygen, reduced flavin or flavoprotein as one donor, and incorporation of one atom of oxygen; heme binding. Gene Ontology annotation, cellular component: intracellular membrane-bounded organelle; cytoplasm. Bases 78 to 1553 code for a protein of 491 amino acids. Gene Ontology annotation, biological process: xenobiotic metabolic process. Lineage: Eukaryota; Metazoa; Chordata; Actinopteri; Pleuronectiformes; Scophthalmidae.
ACACCAACACACACGCAGUGUUUUUUUCCUGCAGUGUUGUGCAACACUGCUCUCCCGAACGACGCAGAGCCUCCGCCAUGGAGGUCACGGUGGUCUUAGCUGCGGCACUGGUCGCUGCUCUGCUGUGGCUGCUGAGCCUGAAGAGCCGUGGACACGCUCGCCUCCCUCCGGGCCCGUCCGGUCUGCCCGUGAUAGGAAACCUGCUGCAGAUGGACAAACGAGCCCCGUUCAAGACCAUGCGCAAGCUCAGUGAAAGCUACGGCCCCGUGUUGACUGUGUACCUGGGCCGACAGCGCACCGUGGUUCUGGUGGGGUACGACGCCGUCAAGGAGGCGCUGGUGGACCAAGCGGAUGACUUCACUGGCAGAGCCCCUAUUCCUUUCUUGAAUAGAGCCACCAAGGGCUAUGGUUUGGCGAUCAGUAAUGGAGAGCGCUGGCGGCAGUUGCGUCGUUUCACCCUCACAACUCUCCGAGACUUUGGAAUGGGACGCAAGGGGAUGGAAGCGUGGAUCCAGGAGGAGAGCAAACAUCUGGUGGCCCGCAUAAACGAUACCGGAGGUACAUCUUUUGAUCCGACCUUCUUCUUGAGUUGCACUGUGUCCAACGUGAUCUGCUGCCUGGUGUUCAGUCAGCGCUUCAGCUACGACGAUGACAACUUCCUCUACCUUCUGCACACAAUUUCCGAGACCCUGAAAUUUGGCAGCAGUCCCCUCGGUCAGCUGUACAACGUCUUCCCUUGGCUGAUGCAGAGGCUGCCGGGGCGACAGCACAAAGUGAUUGCCAGAAUUGAUGAGCUGCGAGAGUUUAUCAUGAAAAAGAUCCAGGAGCACAAGGAAACACUGGACCCAAGCUCACCCAGAGACUACAUCGACUGCUUCCUCACUAGAGUCCGUCAGGAAAAGCACAAUCCCACAACUGAGUUCCACUAUGACAACUUGGUGUCCACAGUGUUGAACCUUUAUUUGGCAGGAACAGAAACCACCAGCUCAACUAUCAGAUUUGCACUAAGUGUACUGAUCAAACACCCCAAAACACAGGAAAAGAUGCAGCAGGAGAUUGACACAGUUAUUGGACAGGGGCGCUGUCCCUUUAUGGAGGACAGGAAGUCACUCCCCUUUACAGAUGCAGUUCUCCAUGAAAUCCAGCGUCUAUUGGAUAUCGUCCCCAUGAGCCUCCCGCACUACGCCAUCAAGGACAUCUCAUUCAGGGGUUACAUAAUUCCCAAGGAUACAAUGAUUGUUCCCCUGUUGCACUCUGUGUUGAAAGAGGAUAAACAGUGGGCAACCCCUUGGUCAUUCGACCCGCAGCACUUCCUGGACCAAAACGGCAACUUUAAGAAAAAUCCUGCAUUCCUGCCAUUUUCUGCAGGAAAGAGAGCUUGUGUUGGAGAGUCCCUCGCUCGCAUGGAGAUUUUCCUCUUCCUGGUGUCACUCCUGCAGCACUUCACCUUUUCUCACCCUGCAGGACCCGACAGUGUAGACCUGAGCCCCGAGCACAGCAGCUUCGCCAAUGUGCCCCGCAUGUACAAUAUCAUUGCCACGCAGCGGAAUUAAAUAUUUCACAGCGCAAUCCUGCAUUUUCAACCUUUCGUCUGGCCUUCAACCUCUGAAAAAUGGAUCAUUUUAAUGCCAGCUUAGAUCAAUUACAACUACUUAAUAUUUCGUUCUCCUGUGCCUGUAACGUUUUCCAAGACCAAAAUGGUCUCAUUUAACCACGUUUAUACAUAUUCAGUGUCUGUCUGUCAGGUGGGUUUAGGUUUAACAAAGGGUUAAAGUUUUUACAGAAUAUUUGAAAAGGUAAACCAAAGAUUAAAAAAAAUACCUCACUUAGUCUUGAAUGACAUGUUUGACAUUUCACUUUUUUCCCCCUCACUUUUUGAGUUUGAUUACACUUCAGAAUAUACAGUGUACACACAGUUUAUCAGUAUUUCCCCUUUUCUAAAGUGUACUGUCAUGCUGAUAUACAGUAUCAUCUCAUGAGGUGGAAUUUGUGUUUGAUUUAAAGUGUUAGGAGUAGGAAAAACGCAAAGCGUGAAAAGAAUCGUAUGACCUUUUAUUUCAAUGAUAAACAAGACAUAUUUUAUGUUAACCCACCUAACCCUGGAUUAAGACCUGCUGGUUUACAGCACAUAGCACAGUGAGGUUUGACGAAGAGGUUACGUCAGUAAUUUGAUAAGUUCAAGGUCAGGUGAUCCAUCAAGCGACGUGUCAGGCUGUCAGUGUGUGGAUGCGGACUGCUUUCUAUCUUUUGGUUAUAUUGUAGAAAUAUACAAACAUGUUCACUGAACCUAAAGAUACAUGCAUUUAGUCAUCCUAUAUUUGUGCAAUAAAACACAUCGGAAAAAAGA